Cladocopium goreaui is the source of this 2904-nucleotide messenger RNA. Lineage: Eukaryota; Dinophyceae; Suessiales; Symbiodiniaceae. The record is from the annotation of a GenBank genome assembly.
AUGUCUUGGGCUGCUUUCGACGUGGAUGGAGAGGGCAACCUUGAAGUGAAUGCCACUGGUGGCCGACCUCCGUCGUUGGGAACGAUCCUGAUCAUGCAGCAGGUUCAAAAGGUUUUAGUUCAGAAAGAAACUGAAGAUGCCAUGGAGGCCGAGUCAAGCCAUUCUCUGACCACCCAGGACACCACCAACAAGAACGAAGAGAAGCUUGGCAAAGCCAUCGCCCAAGAAGUCAUCGAAGAAGUCCAAGAAAGGAGACCUUCUGCCAGUCUGAAGCGUCCUGCGUCUUCGAUCAAUGAGGCUAUCACCAAGAUGCAGAGGGGAAUCUCCAAAGCUGUUGAAAAUGGAGCUGAUGAGAUCUCCGAGGAUCAAGGCAGAGACAAGGCCAAGGGCCAAAAGUUCACCAAAAUGAGAAGCUUUCUCCCUGACCACGUUCUGGAUUUGUUCAAACGAGAGUCAACGAAAGCUAGCUCGCCCCGCCAGUACAAGACCAUGAUCAUCAACAAGCUUUUCGUCAGGGAUGCUUCAGGGAAGUUGGUUCUCAACUUGGAGGACGAGCUCUUCCAGGAGCAUAAGAAAAUUUACUCCAAAAAGUUUGCCCGCGAGGAGGAGUCCGCCAUGCCCGAAUUGGUUAUGCGUGGUUUGUAUUUCGCAAACAGUGAGUCUGCGAUGGAGGAAGCAAAGAAACGUGGUGAAAUCAUUCCUGUCGACUGUGGCAACGACAAGGAGCAUGCCAAAUUGCUGGCGGAAGCCUUCAAGCAUGCUUCCUGGUCGUGGAAGUAUCAGGACGGUGACGUUGCCAAGCUGGCGGACGGCCAGAUCCCACCUGCAAUCUUGAAGCUUGUGACCCAGGCCACGGAGUCGCAGCAAAAUCUUGCAAAGGAGGCCAAGACCAUCAUCAAGAAUUGGAAGGGCACCAAAAGUGAUGAGAGGCUGGCUAAGCUCAAGAAGGGCCAUGCCGCUUGCGACUCCAAUCUGGCAAAGUUGACGCACAUGAAGGAGUUCCAUGAGUUGCCAGAUGACAUGGAGCCCACGAAGUCCAAUUGGUUACUUUUGUCUUUGUUCAGUUGGGGCGAGAUGUCUCCCCAACUUGUCCAAAAAAAUGCAAGCGCAGCCUUCGAAGAUGCCCAGGGGCUACAACCGAUUGGUCAUUCCAUUAUCCAUGCACGGCGAUGGGGUACCAAUCACUGGAGUUGGCAAAUCGUGGUGUCAGCAGAUGACGACCUUUUCGUGGAGCUCACCCUCAAGAUCAGAUCUUUGUCCGACAGUGGUGAAGAUCCUUCAGUUUGGCUGCGUGAGUUCAAUAGCAACAUUUUGACUUCUGCGAGAGAUCGCUUCGGCCAUGGAUGCCGUGACCUCACUCAAAAAAUUCUGGACUUGCAACUGUCCAAUCGCCUGGCUUGGAAGUAUGGAUUGGCAAGCGAAGUUGUGCAAGUGAAGGUGGUCAAUAGCUGUGCUGAGGUCGUGCUUUUUGGUGGGUUGCCUCGUGCCAUUUUGCGUGCAGUUACUGAUGCCUUGCCGUGCUUUUUGGUGUACUCCUUCGUGCCAUUUUGUGUGCUCCAGCGGAAUGCGGAGGCUAACUUUCGUGGCCCCGAAGCGGGGCAGUGCAUCAUCCGCUGCGUUGUCACAAAGCAGAUGUCUUCUGCCAUCAUUGGGCCCAAAGGAAACAACGCGCGCGCGAUUCGUGAGGAAUCCUCGUGCAAAGUAGCAAUCGACACCAACGUUACUUCAGGUCAUCAGCAAGUGAAACUCAUUGGUGAACCGCGCAACCUGACCCUCGCGCUGGCCAUGGUAAACCGACAUAUACAAGAUCAAUUUGGCACGCCUGGCUACACAGAAUGGUCCACAAUUAAGGGCUUUGACAGAGCAGGGAAUCCUGUGCAUUGCUCCCCAGGGGAGCUCAGCACCUCGUGGAUCAAAGGAGAUCGGGGAGAUCAGUGGAGUGAGUGGGAGGAAGAGCGCGAGCGCACGCCCAGAAGGCCUCCGAUGCCAGCAGCGCCACCACCAGGCAGAUGUUUUUUGUUCCUGAUGGCGCCGGUGGCCUUUGCGUACUAUGAGGUGUGUGCCCAGCGAAUGAUGGAGGAGCUGCCGGAGGAAGACAAGUUGGAGAUGUCCUUUAUUCAAGAUUACUUUACUGACUUUGUUUUUGAAGGCACAAAAGCGCAAGUUUUGAGAUCCUUCAAUUUGAGGCUGGCAAUGGAGAUGCUUGAUCAGAGGGUCAAGACUCACUUGGCCAAGACGGCAGAGUACUUCCAGAGAAUGGGAGGGGGGAAUGCCCAGUGUUCAGGUGAUGGGCAGCUGGUGCUCUUGCACAGUGGCAAUUAUUCAGUUGUGCAAUUGCACAAGAGGAGAAAGCUGUUGAUGGAGUCAGACAUGGCAAGUGCUGACAAGCACCAGGGCAGUUGCAGUUCGAAGCCAGUGGGGGCAGAUAGCCUGGAUGACGAAGAGGCAAGAAGUGGCCCCAUCGUGGAGAAAAUCGACACAAAGAAGGCACUCUACUUGCUGGCUCUUGUGGACAUCAAAGCAGCCGAGGGGGAGCUGGAGAUCAUCAAGGAAGCUCGGGGCCAUGUCCGAAACCUUGAAGGGUUCGCCUUGUACAACAUCAAGACAUCCAUUGGGCACUUGACGAACACCUUGAAAAAGAGCGAGCCAGUGUCAGAAGUGGUGGAGCCAGUGCCAGCGGUGCUCAGCCACCCUGAUAUCGAGCAAGUGCUGUUUGAGAUCCUUCGCAAGCCGCACAACUUGAUCAGGGCUGUUGGGGAGAUGCGCCACGACAUGGAGCACAUCGGUGCCAUGAACAUCUGGGUUGGUUCAAUUGCCAGUGUGCACAAGAUCUGGCAGUUUGAGCUCAAGUACUCAACUCCAGGGACUGCAUGUGCUGAAACUUGCAAUGGUUUGAUGUUGUAA